This is a messenger RNA of Electrophorus electricus (electric eel), 1517 nucleotides long. RefSeq names its product chromosome 1 C9orf85 homolog (gene c1h9orf85). The record is from RefSeq and is a predicted model, not a curated record. NCBI's taxonomy places the organism in Eukaryota, Metazoa, Chordata, Actinopteri, Gymnotiformes, Gymnotidae.
GGUUAAAUAAGUAAUACAGGUCGCUAGCUGCUGCUUUUGUCGUAAUUUGGGUAUAUAGACAAACUUAAGAUUACUUUUAACAACAUGAAAUCCUAAAUUCGACUUGUGUCGUUGCUGGUCUGCGGAUUUGACGGAGUCUGCAGUGUCUGAUAUUUAAGGCUUACUCAUACAGAACAACGUUUCACGGCAGCACUCGGCCGUUCGGUACUUCCUUCCGGUACUGCGGCAUUACGUCACGCGGAUUCUAAGCUGCCCUGCACGUGGACAUGAGCUCCCAGAGAGGCGGCGAGUGUCGCUCGCGAAGCCAAAAGCACCAGAACCGCACUGCGUUUAAAAACGACAAAUACGGCGCCAGUCCUCAAGUGAAGAAAGCAAAUGCGAAGGUCCAUGACGGUCUGUGCCAGCGAUGCACGGAAAUACUGGAGUGGAGAGUCAAGUACAACAAAUACAAGUUCCUCACACAGCCCCGCAAAUGCGUGAAGUGCCUGCAGAAGACGGUGAAGGAUGCAUAUCACAUCAUGUGCAAGUCCUGUGCUCUCAGUCUGGAGCUUUGCGCCAAAUGCGGGAAGAAAGAGGAGAUUGUAAUUACGUUGGGCGGUGCGGAGGGGGAGGAGCCAGCAGAGGCCAUGGCUCAGCACCCGCAAGGCAGCGGGAACAGGACGGCAGACUCCGGUUGGACGGACGAUGAAGAGGCCGGCGACAGCGGGGAACGUGAUUCAGCUGCUGUAGGAAAAUAAGUCAUUAGGAUGAAGAUGAGGGGCUGUACUAACGAACCCUGAAGGAGCCUUUUUUUAGCAAGGUUGUUCAUUUCAGCGUUGCUAUAAGCUUUAGUGGUUCAAAUUACAGUUGCUUUUUAACUGUAUGCAAUCACUUUCUGUACAAAUUUGAGAGCACAGGGUUGAGGCUGAGGUUGAGAACUCAUUUUGUCUGGUUUUCAUUUCCGAAUUGCUUCUGAAAACCUUUUGUAGAAAUUAACACUGUUUCAUAUGGGUUUGAGACCUAUGGUUAAACAUACAGAACAUAUGGAACUUGUAGCGUAUGCAGGUUUGUUCCUUGUUCACGACACUUUCAGUAUUUCUUUUAAAACGUCACUUGAACUUUAUAGUUAUUAUUGGUUUAUUAGCUAAUUUUAUGUACAGUUACAAAUUAAGCCAUUACUACAACCAGGUAUGUUUGUGUUUAUGGGUGUUUGCGGUUAUGUGUUGAUCAGUGUUUCUGCUACACCAGUUCCUACAUAGGGUAUGCAUUUGGUGGAGAAACAAACAGACCUGAAUUGAGGUUGUUUUUUUGUUUGUUUUUUUUAUUAUUAUGGGCUGUUUCUUUCGUGAUUUUUUUUUUUUUUGUCAGCCAAUUAUCUGUUAUGAAUGAGAAACCUUUUUUAUUAUUCAUACACACAAAUGAGUGUAUCUAGUGAUUUUAAUAUGAAAUCCUAAGGGUUUUUGAUGUGAUCCUAACAAGCUAGUGACCCACAUCCAAUCAAGAGUAGCUAUUUUAAAUAAAAUAAUUUUAUUCUUUUA